UCCAACCUGUUACUCCGUUCAUCUCACAUUCGAGGUGUGGCUUCAGCGAACAGGUGCCUACAAACUCCAUCGCCAGCUGGAAAGAGGAAUUCACAGGACGCUUUCAUACGACGUGUUUCUUUUUUUUAGGCCUUCACAUAGCCUGUUAUUUUGCGGGCGAUUACUUGAGUUGAUUUUUAGUACGUCUCUUUAGAAACCCGCGACUUGGGCUACAGCCACGUUUUAUAUACGAUACGUUUCUGAAGAUCUUUACAUCUACAACUUGGUAUAUAGGUGGUCCCGUGCGUUUGAGGUCAAAUUAAUUUUCCUCGUUUGCGCAUCGGUUUAAUAUCAUGGCGAAUAAAAGUUUGCAACUUUUGGGAUUUGUCCUUUCGCUGCUUGGCGUGGUUGGUCUCUUGGCUGGCACAAUAAUGCCCCAGUGGCAGAUGUCCGCUUACGUGGGGGACAAUAUCAUUACGGCGGUGGCGAUGUACCAAGGCCUGUGGAUGUCGUGCGCCUACCAGAGCACGGGACAGAUGCAAUGCAAAGUCUACGACUCUAUGCUUCAGCUCAACAGUGCUCUCCAGGCCACACGGGCCCUGAUGGUCGUGAGCCUGCUCUUGUCGUUCGCGGGACUCGGUGUGGCCACCAUGGGCAUGAAGUGCACAAACUGUGGCUCGGCUGACAAAACGAAGAGGUCCCGCAUUUCCAUAACUGGAGGGAUCAUCAUCCUCGUGGGUGCGCUCUGUGCCAUCAUCGCCUGUUCCUGGAUCUCCCAGCAGGUCAUCAGAGACUUCUACAGCCCUCUCACUCCAGUCAACACAAAGUAUGAAUUCGGGGCGGCCAUUUUUGUGGCGUGGGCCGGUGCCUUCCUGGAUGUUAUAGGUGGCGGCCUGCUGGCAGCCUCCUGCUCCCGGACCAAGUCCAACCCCCAAUACCCAACCAAGAUGCGCCCCCCUAGCAGCACCAAGGAGUACGUUUGAGUGCCCCUUGGUGGCUGGUUUUAAGGUGGUCGCAUGUUUCAGGGUGCUGGUAGACGUUUUUCCUGUACAGCUGAUCUGAGACUAGUGUUGUGUUGUUUGGUUUUACAGCAAUCCAUGAGGUAAAGGCAAGGUUCUAUUAGUGUACCAGGGCAUCUUCUACUCAGAGGUGGCCUGCCUUGGCCAAUCCCUGCCCCCUUCCCCUCUAUUUUUUUUUUAAAUUUUUUUUAAAAUAAAAACUGUUACUUUAAGUGCCUUUUUAUUAGAGUUUAAUUUACCAUAAGCCCUCUGUAAUUGGCAUAUAGUAGGAGGAGACAUCGUUGUGGGAGUCACGGAACGUUUACUGGUUUAACCUCAGAAGGGUGUGGAAGGAGGAGAGAGCUGGUCAUGGAGAACUGUGCAUCUGCCUUCUCCCUUCUUCCCAGUUACUGUUCGUCGGUGCCUCUUUCACAGUCCUGCAGUAACGUUCUGCAUCUCCUUAAGCCAGAGGGUCCUCUCAGGAGGCUGGCACCUAUACCAAAUGUGAAGACUCCCAGCGAGGGGCAGUUAAAACGCAACUCCAUUUAUAGGAAAGUGAGAAUACCGAGGGCUUUUUCAUGCCUGUGCAGUGUGGAACAAUUUGCAUCCAACUUUGUGACCCCUCCCUUAAGCCCUAGGAAUGAAGAAGCAGAAAGGUAUACGGUUGUAGCUAGUUUCACCACCCUCUAGAACAAAGAUCUGUUUUUGUCAUGCUUAUUUGCUAUUUAAUGCCUUGCCUUCUUGGGUCUGAGCAAUGACUCAUUUUUAUUGUAAACAUGUUAGGUCAUAUGUACAUAUUACUCACUUCUUGCUGUAUCCAAUCGGGCUUUUUCAUAUCUUUUUAAAAUUAUUUUAUUCAAUGAAUUUUAAUGUAAAUAAACAGAUGAA
Messenger RNA from Electrophorus electricus (electric eel), 1865 nucleotides. RefSeq names its product claudin 7b (gene cldn7b). Gene Ontology annotation, molecular function: structural molecule activity. NCBI's taxonomy places the organism in Eukaryota, Metazoa, Chordata, Actinopteri, Gymnotiformes, Gymnotidae. The record is from RefSeq and is a predicted model, not a curated record. Gene Ontology annotation, cellular component: bicellular tight junction; membrane.